Messenger RNA from Macroventuria anomochaeta, 1651 nucleotides. RefSeq names its product short-chain specific acyl-CoA dehydrogenase mitochondrial precursor. Gene Ontology annotation, molecular function: acyl-CoA dehydrogenase activity; flavin adenine dinucleotide binding. The transcript is spliced from 3 exons. The coding region runs from base 224 to 1543 and encodes 439 amino acids. The record is from RefSeq and is a predicted model, not a curated record. Gene Ontology annotation, cellular component: mitochondrion. NCBI's taxonomy places the organism in Eukaryota, Fungi, Ascomycota, Dothideomycetes, Pleosporales, Didymellaceae.
UGCCAAUUGGGCUGGGUUGGCCAAGAGGGUUGGAGAUCCCCACACGACCCCAGAUUGAAGGCCGGCUCCAAUCGGCAGAGCUGACCUGCCUCGGUCCAACUUAACAUCCAGCUUGUCCUCCCCUUCGUUUUUCUUUCCAUAUCUUGGACCCUUGUCGUUACAACAUCUUGUGUAGUGUGAUCACAAUUGACUCGCUACGCUCGUGUAUAAUUGACAGCACACAAUGGCAUCCAUUUCAAGAACACUCAGGCCGCUGGCCCGCGCAGCCACAGCAGCCUCACGCCGCUCCGCACGCCCUGCUAUUGCACGCGCCACACCACAAAUACGAUGCCUCUCCUCCACCGCCCCCCGCCGCGAUGCCUCCGUAGACAUCACUGACAUCCCGCCCACACCCAUCACACACCUCUCUGAAACCGAAGCCAUGAUGGGCGAAGCAGUCGCCAAGUUCGCCUCCGAAGUCAUCCUGCCCAAGGCACGUGAGAUGGACGAGGCAGAGUCCAUGGACCCCGCUGUCGUCGAGCAGCUCUUCGAGCAAGGCCUGAUGGGCAUCGAGAUCCCCGAAGAGUAUGGCGGUUCGGGCAUGAACUUCACCAGCGCCAUCAUUGCUAUUGAAGAGCUGGCAAGAGUCGAUCCGAGCGUGAGUGUCAUGUGCGAUGUGCACAACACGCUCGUCAACACUGCGAUUCUCAAAUGGGGAUCCGAGCACAUCAAGAAGAAGUACCUGCCGAAGCUCGCAACCAACACCGUUGGCUCUUUCUGUCUUUCCGAGCCCGUCUCGGGCUCUGAUGCUUUUGCAUUGGCUACCAAGGCGACCAAGACAGACAGCGGGUACAGGAUUAGUGGAAGCAAGAUGUGGAUCACCAACUCCAUGGAAGCCGACUUCUUCAUCGUCUUCGCGAACCUCGCGCCCGAGAAGAAGUACAAGGGCAUCACGGCCUUCAUUGUCGAGAAGGGCACAAAAGGCUUCAGCAUCGCGAAGAAGGAGAAGAAACUCGGUAUCAAGGCAUCCAGCACUUGCGUCAUCAACUUCGACGAUGUCGAGAUCCCGAAGGAGAACUUGCUCGGUGAGGAAGGACAGGGGUACAAGUACGCCAUUGGUCUUUUGAACGAAGGAAGAAUUGGUAUCGCGGCGCAGAUGACGGGUUUGGCACUGGGCGCGUUUGAGAACGCUGCUGGAUACGCAUGGAACGACCGCAAGCAAUUCGGCCAACUAAUCGGCGAAUUCCAAGGCAUGCAGCACCAGUUCGCACAAGCCUGGGUCGAGAUCUGCGCCGCGCGCGCCCUCGUCUACAACGCCGCCCGCAAGAAGGAAGCCGGCGAGGACUUCGUCAUGGACGCUGCUAUGGCUAAGUUGUACGCCUCUCAGGUCGCAGGCAAGGUGUCUGGUCAGGCGGUCGAGUGGAUGGGCGGCAUGGGGUUUGUGAGGGAGGGUUUGGCGGAGAAGUAUUUCAGGGAUAGCAAGAUUGGCGCAAUUUAUGAGGGCACGAGUAACAUCCAGUUGACUACUAUUGCGAAGCAUUUGCAGAAGUUAUAUACCAAGUAGACGGGAUAAGGGAAAAAGCUUGGCCAGCAGUUUUUGUCCUGGUUGGAACGGCUGUAGGUCAAUUGAUAGGAUAGAUCUACUGUACACUCGAAAAUGCUCAAUAUCCAC